GAAUGAGGAUGACAGCGAGCAGCGACCAUUAUAAAUAAAGCGCCCACAGCUGCACAUACUGCUACCAGUCUGUGUUUGAUUCAUAUUCCAGGGAGCAACCGCGGUGCAUUGUUGUACUGUGGACGACACGGGACGAGUCCUUUCUUGCCUUUCUUUGUGUUUAACCGUUAAAUUACAGUGUAAUUAAUUUUACUGCAGAGAGAAAACCGGUCGGAGGAGGUGAACGGGUUCGGGCUUCGGCUGGAAGAGCUGGUGUGACGUAUCCGUCCACCACACACACACACACACACACCGGCUGCGCCUGGCAGAGUCUCAAUGUGGGGAAAUGACCGCGAGUGACCUCAAAGGAAACACUGUAAUUUAGCGACUACUCGUGUUUCCAUUUUAAUACUAAUUAAAAGGGAAAAAAUACGUCAAAUUCGAGCUCGGUAUUUUCGGUUACCGUGACAUUGUGGAACGGGAGACGGUCUAACGUUAGCUGCUCGCGCGACGGACUCACUAGCUUCCAAGCAGCGGAGCUAACAUUAGCGGAGCUAACGUUAGCGGAGCUAAGCUAAAGCGGCCGGGCUCCACAGGGUUUUCCUCCUGCAGAUGCUAAGCUAAGCUAGGCUAGGCUAGCUGCUGCCAUGGAUAAAGCCAAGUCAAUGAUGGACAAGAAAGGGGCGUCGGGACCCUUUCAUGUCAGCAACGGGCAGAACCAGAGGGGCUUUCACAGCCACGUCCCUGUGGCCGCUAACGGCAGCUGCUGCAGCGGCUCUGCCUUCGGGUCGAGCUCCGGAACCAACAGCAGCACAUUUGACAACAUGCAUCACCUGCACCGCGGGGACGAUGUGGACUGCAACGGGUCCCCGGCCAAGAGGUGCAGGCUACGGAGGAGGACGGAGUCGGUGAGACGGAACAGACCCCCCUUUCCCUGGUUCGGUAUGGACAUCGGUGGCACCUUGGUCAAGUUGGUGUACUUUGAGCCAGUUGACAUUACUGCAGAGGAAGAACAGGAGGAAGUGGAAAACCUCAAGUCCAUCCGCCGCUACCUCACCUCAAACGUGGCCUAUGGUAAAACAGGCGUCCGUGACGUCCACCUGGAGCUGAGGAACCUGACCAUGUGCGGCAGGACGGGGAACCUGCACUUUAUCCGCUUCCCAACACAGGCCAUGCCCCGUUUCAUCCAGAUGGGUCACGACAAGAAUUUCUCCAGCUUGCACACAACACUCUGUGCCACUGGAGGUGGCGCGUACAAGUUCGAGAAUGACUUCAGAACGAUGGCCGACCUGGAGCUGCUGAAGCUUGACGAACUGGACUGCCUGAUCCGCGGUCUGCUCUACGUUGACCGGGUGAGCUUCAAUGGACACCCGGAGGGCUACUACUUCCAGAACCCAUCAGACACCCAGAGCUGUGUGAAGAUGCCCUGCACCCUGGACAACCCUUUCCCCAUGCUGCUGGUCAACAUUGGCUCCGGGGUCUCCAUACUGGCCGUGUACUCUGAGAACGACUACAAGCGGGUGACUGGGACCAGUCUGGGAGGUGGUACAUUCCUGGGCCUUUGCUGUCUGCUGACGGGGUGCGAGACGUUCGAGGAGGCGUUGGAAAUGGCCAGCAAGGGCGACUCUACCAACGUGGAUAAACUGGUGAAAGAUAUCUACGGAGGAGACUACGAGCGCUUUGGCCUACAGGGCUCCGCUGUUGCAUCUAGUUUUGGUCACAUGAUGAGCAAAGAGAAGCGAGACAGCAUCAGUAAGGAAGACCUGGCCAGAGCCACACUGGUCACCAUCACUAAUAACAUCGGAUCCAUAGCACGGAUGUGUGCUGUCAAUGAGAAAAUUGAGCGUGUGGUGUUUGUUGGGAACUUCCUUCGAAUCAACACAGUGUCCACAAAACUGCUAGCCUAUGCCAUGGACUUCUGGUCUAAAGGACAAUUAAGAGCCCUCUUCCUGGAACACGAGGGUUAUUUUGGAGCUGUCGGGGCGCUGAUGGAGCUGCUCAAGACAACAGAGGACCCGUGAAGGAGAUAAUGUCAUGACAUCAUCAACACCUCGACAAGAUGAUGUCAUGUACCCCUGAACGCUGUGAUGUCAUCAACUCUCGAUGCUGUGACGUCAUCAACUUUUGACGCUGCUUAAAGGUCUCGUUCACAGAGGCCGCUAAAGGAACACUAAAAGAGAGAAACAGAAACUGAGAAAAGCCAUUUUAAUAAUUUAACUCUUGUAAAUAAUGAUACCUCUAACAUCCAACUCCUAAAUUUCCCUAACAGAGUCCCCCUAUCAUAGAGGUUUUAAUAUUGUAAUCUUUAAUUUAUGGUUUCCUGUAAUCGCCUCUGUUGAUUCCUGUAGUCAGUCCUGUGUCAGGAAGCACAGUCUUUUUAGUGUUUUUGUUACUGUGUGUAUUUUUGUGUGAAUAGCUACUGUAGCAUUAUGUCCUGGAGGCUGUGGUACCCCGGACGACUAUUUGUGCAACAGUUCUCUGAGGUAGGAUGUCUGCACAGAAAUGAAGUUACUCCUCAAUGAGUCAUCUUUACCACCUUUUCUGCGACCACAGAAACAUCAUUUGACCACCACUGCCUCCCCCCUUCAUCUGCCAGACUGCAGACGGACAGGCUGUAGCUGAAGCCUUCGGUAACUUCUGGUUGUCAGUGGGAGACCAUCAAGACUACAGCUGGUGGUCACCCAGCUCCAAACUGCAGCUGAACAGCCGUUGUGGCAGUUGCUAAGGUUUGGGAGGCAUUUUGUUGCACAAAAAGUUGCCCAGUUAUGCUCCAGUCUUCUAAGGAGUGCACUGAAGCCAAAUCCUGUUGAGAUUCGUAUGGCACCUGCCUCCUUCAACUCAGAUGGGAAGCAGAUUCUUUCUGUUGCUCCACUGCACAUGGCCUUUUUUGUUUGUCUCUCCUCCACCUGCCUACAUGUAAACAACAUUAACAACACCAUAUUGCCACGCAUGCAUACCUAACCUGUUGAGUUUAGUGUUAGCUGAUGGGACCAAGACAUUGUCUUCCAACAGAUGUACACAAGUAGUGUGUGCGUUGUUGAUUUCUGUUGACUAGGAUCACUACAACUACAGUUCAGUCUGGCUCAUCGACCUGUGUUUGUGAUUUGUGAAAUACAACGGGAUGAUUGUUUUUUUUUUUUUUUCUCUCUGUGGAGAACCAUCUUUUCUUUUUCUGUCGCCCUUCCCUGUCUGUCCAUGUCUAGCUCAAAGACACUUCAGCAGGGCCUGUCCCUUAACCCCCCGGCUCCUCUUCCACCCCGCUGCCUUGUUUGGAUGUUGCAGUGCGAUUUAAUGAGGUGUUCAGGCUGAGCUAACGCAGGCCGAGAUUAAAUUUGCUCCGUGCAAAUCCUGGCAUUAAAAAGGUUCAGCACUCCUGUUGUAGAUGCAGAUGUAGAAGAACGGUAUCACCUUUUUGGAGACAAUGGGGACCAGGAUGCUUCUAGCAAAGAGUUGCCCCUCAUGUAAAAUACACUAAUGCAAAUUUGCUAGCAGCAGAAUCAGUUAACCUACUGUAGAUUAGAUUAGUGUUUUUACUGUCUAAUGGUACAGUUAUUGUGCAUGACAAAGUGCUGCUUAGGUGAGCUUUUAGAUUUCAAGACCUUAUUUGUCCCCGAGGGGGAAUUAAUUUUUUUCCUCCCACAGUCCAGAUUGACUAAGUGUCUGAUUUACUACACCCAUGCAAAGUGUGGCACAAACAUCAACAGUUUGCAUGCCUCUGUCUAUAGUCAGGGCAGCCUGAGUCCAUAUCCACACUAGCAUGUGCACCCUAGAAGGGAUUCAAGCUUUUUUUUUCAUUGUGUAUUUACCAAAUACUUGAAAACGAUCUUUCAAAUUUUAGCGAAAGCCUGAGAUUCCAGGAUAGAAAGCCACCUUGCUUGCCUGAAUUGUCUGUAAUAAUGUUCUGAGUGGAGAUCUUCCUGCCACUUUUUAAAGGAAUGUUAUCUUAUCUGCAACCAUUUCGGGGAGUUGAAAUAGUAAAUUACAUGCACAACUCAUCCUAGGGGAUAGGUUUGCCUGUAAUUAAUUUCAGCAAACCCUGCUGGACCUUUACAGCCUUUCAUCUCUGUUUAAUGUCAACGCAGCUGAACUGUGAAGCUGGACGGUGCAGUCUCCGCUGUACACUGCUUUAUUGAUUUAGCACCACUGUCUACAUGCCUUUGCUCUCCAGCAGAGAAACUGUGCUUUUUCCCUUUUGGAAUCACUCUUUGUGUAAUUCACGUCCAUCACUCAGUUCUUGCAGUAGGGACUAUUUGCUGUUAAAAUACCUCCGAACCAUCACUACCAACACUUUUGGGUUAGUUAUUUUUCUUUGUUUCUGAGCCUGAUGUACAAGUGUUAGUUCAGGACAUUGGAUUUUUUUUUUUUUUUUUCACCUUCAGUAUAACAACAAGGCUAAAAUCCUUAUCAGCUAGUUGCAUGUUGUGCAAGUAUUUUGUACGUCUUUGACAAAAUCAACCGUUUCUCCUCUUCACAUAAUGUACCCAUGGCCUACACUUUGACCCCGACAAAUAACAUGUUCGCUGCUACACGCUUUUCUUUUUUUCUUUAGUUGUUUAUUAAAUGUGUUAAAAGAUACAUAGGGCAGUUGGAUUAUAGGCCACAUCGUUCUUUGGAAAUUGAUAUUUUAAACGGAAGUUUUUAUCAUCAGCCACUCACAAAAGACUAACAUUUAAAACGUUUUGCUGUGAAAUUGAAUAUGCACCCUUUGCAGCAAUUAUGUUAGCAAAUUGUAGAUUGAACAGAAAUAAAACAGCUAACAGAAACUCAGCAGCUAACAGAAUAAUCCCUUCUUUACAGAGUGGGUCCUCUGUAAUUCAUGUGUCAUAAAAGUAAAAAUGAGUAUUUUUAUAGUGUGGAUACAUUGAGUGUAACAGCCUAUAAAAGGCUUCUAUAAUCCAAAUGUCAACACUAAUGCAAGUGUUAAAAGUAAAACUGGUGAAACACUGUUUGAGGAGUGUUCUGGACUUUUGCCACCAUUUCCUCUGGAUUCAUUGAAUCAUAACGUGUUCGAUCCUGCAUGUGUUCAGGUGUGACGUCACGGUUCUUCUUCUGUUUUUUUUUUCAGUUGUUUUUGCCUUGUUCCAACUCAUAUUUGGAUACCGUCAUGUUCAAUAGUGGCCUCACACCUCUCAGGUGCCACUCAACUUUUAAAAUCAGGCUGGUGUUGGAUAUCUUGUGCCACCCGUUCUUUUAAUCUGAAACCCCCCUGAUCAGCUGCCUUCACUGUGUGUUACCCUGGUUACACUGUGUCUGUGCCCUUCAAUUUCCUGUAUGAUUUUUAAUUUCAGUUUCUUACCUGCUGAACCUCACCUCAGCGUUUUUGUAACAUCGUGCACGCGGAUACGUCUUUACGUUUGAGGUUCACUCUUGCUUUCUGUGUCUGUUGUUUGUUUUUUGGUGUUUUGUUUGCCAUCAUACUGUAACAGAUUCACUGCAGUUAACACGCUGUCCGGCAUUCACAACUCACCUGCUAGUCUCGAGGGUGUCCGUAGUGCAAGGAUGUCAACAUCCACUACCACGGCAAUGGUUUUGGUACUAAAAUUUGCUCAUCUGAAAAGCCACAACAUUCUUUAGGUACCACAGAUCAUUAACAGUGAGAACUGGAAUUUGGAAAACUGUUGUUUCCCCAACCGUUCUUUUAAUUCUGUUUUUGGUUUGGGAACAUUUUUAAAAGGUGUAUCCUUUUAUUAUUGCUAUCUUGUUUGUUUUCUUUCUCUUUUUUUGUGGCCAGUAGUAAUUAAUAAUGUGCGUUAAUGUGUUUUUCCCACGUGAAAAUACUCUUGUACUGAAUCUCUUGGUUUGAUUGUUUUUGGUUGGCACAAAAGAACCAGUGUGAUUGUUCCUUGAAAUGUAAAUCCCUGCUAUCAUGCUCUGUCAGGCUGAAGAAGCCUUUUGUGAUUUGCAGCACUUGUGAAACAGAUCCGAGUCUCACUGCGAGUGGUACCCUUUCAAACACAUCAUCAGUGUCCUGCAGAACCUUUUAUCUCAAAACAGGUGAACACCGAAGUAGAAGGAACAUUUAUUGUAUUCAUUUUACAAUCUGCUGCUCCACAGAGGUUCAGUGCUGGUGUCAGUGCUGUGUGGUUUCGGAAAUAGAUAGAUGAAGACAUACAUUUGAGAACAUGGGGAACUGUUUGAGAUGAUGCAUGGUCUCUGCAUAACAUAGAUGACGUUUAAAGGUGUUCAUUUUAAAGUGUACCUUUUAUGUUUCCAGUGAUGGUGCAAUUGCAAGUUAUAACAUCAUUUACAUACUCAACUAAUACAGUCUAGCAUGGGAAUAUAAUGGUUCGGAUACUUUUUGGACCUUUUAUUAUUCUGCUAAUGUACUGCUGCAGCUUCAGUGUGUUUGAUUCUAAAAACCAAAUUAACUCGCUAGAACUGAAAGUCUUCACACCAUCAUUCACAGCAGUAUCACAUCUCGCACUGUAGUUGACAUUUUUGUAAAAUCUUUUAAGUGUUUGAAACAUUUUCAGCAACUACCAUGCAGAUACAGUAUAAAGCAUUUAAGUGAACUCACUCUUAAGCAGUGAUUUUUCUGCUCUCUCUCUCUCUCUCUCGAGUGAACAAUGUGGGUGUUUGUCUGCUUUGAUAACAGUCUGAGAUGUGAUUUUAAGAGUUUGGGGUUUGAACCUCAGCGACACUCUUUUUAGGGUUCAUUUCCCACUGGGACCACCUGUCCUCAGAUCAGUAUGUAUUCCUCAGUACUGUAAGGAGCUGUGGCUUAAAGAGCCCACCGAACUGCAAAUGUUCACGUCAUCCAUAGUGAAAUCUAACCAACAGGCUAUGCAGUAACUCAUCCAUGGAUCUCUUUGUCCCUUUCAAUACACUCACCUCUUCUCUAAAGCUACCAGAGUUGAUUUGACUUGUUUGUAAAUGUUUUUCAAAAAAAAAAAAAAGAUAUGCAACCCUGUUAGUUUUCCCCUCUUAGAAAUCCUGUUUGAAUCUUGACGGAGAGAAUUUCUCCAAGUAUGUCCUGCUGAUUUAGUUGUUAACACUAUUUAAGGCGGAUGUACACAACGGGAUGUUUUAGGCCAGAUUAUGAACCAAAAGGAGCGUACCAAGCAUGAUUUUUCAGUGUUAGAGGUCAUUGACACAUACAAUAAGAAACUUUAACAUACCUAGAUAUCUUUGAAUGUCGUGGCGGACACUCGUCUCAUCCAAACUUUGCAUCUUGUCGGAUGAAUGAUGAAAACUACUUCAAAUAGGCUGAAGCUCUGUGAACGAUGUUCCUUUUAUUUUUGACAGUGUUAGUUUAGGACGGAUGCCAAACUGUGAACACCUUGUUGCUGUCAGACCAAACUAGUCAGAGCGACCUUCUGACCUUUUACUUGUCUGUGUGUUUUCCACACAACUUCACUAAAGCGUUCAGGAUUUCCUCACAGGUUCCUAAUCUGGUCAAACAUCCUGUUGCGUGAACACAUCCAGCCUUUAAACUGUCUUCUGGAAUGCUUGACUGGCAGGACAGACCUUUUCACCCUUGUGUAUUUGAUUGUACAGAGAUUUUGUAAAUAAUAUUAAUAUGAUAUAUUCUGCACCAGCAAUCUGUCUGUUGAUAAAGUUGGUUCAACUGUUCAGGGUCAGGUUUCCCAAAACACGACUCGGCACUUCAUUUACAAUCCCAACGCAGACAGAAGACACGUGGAAACAAACCACUUUCCUCUGCAGCUUUAAUACCCUUACCAACAACUUUACCAGAGCUGUGAUAAAUAAUACUCGCAAAAAAAAAAACUUUUAGGAGUCUGUGUAAACCUCUUUGUGGUAUGUGAUUGGUGAGAUUUUGCUCAUUAGGACUAGAUACAUUUCUAGAUGUUUUUUCUGUGAUUGUCUAAAAUUUCUGACAUUCAUUGUAAGCCUGAAUCCACCAAUCUGAUCUUUUUUUUAAAUGUGACUAUAAUUUUCUCAAUUCCAUUCAGGUCUAUUUUAAUUUGAUUUAAAAAAUAACCAUGCUAAAUAUGUCACAGUUAGUCUGAAUGAUGGUUGAGAACUAAAGGGGACGUGGUAUGUUGACUUAGACCUUUCGUCUGCACUUGUAAGUGUUGAACUCAUUACAUCCAGACGUUUGUUUCCUGUCUGCUGGAUUUCAGUGCCGGUCGUUCACGUCAGCUCCUCUGUGAUCUGGAUCUGUGUGUGAGAUGUUUGGGAAGCCCAGUGCUGGUUGUUAGCAUCAGUUCUGCUGCUUCUUUUAACUCUGGUUUGAAAACAGAAAGGGUUAAAAAGAAAAAAAAAAACGACUAUAAAAAAGAAAACAGCUCUCUGCCUUGUGCAAUGCAUAUGUACUGAAGUGAAGAGAUUUUUUUUUUCUAAAAAGGAAUUAAACUAAAACUG
Molecule: messenger RNA, 8304 nt
Organism: Morone saxatilis (striped sea-bass)
Lineage: Eukaryota; Metazoa; Chordata; Actinopteri; Moronidae
Product: pantothenate kinase 3-like
Exons: 8
Coding region: 627-2000 (457 amino acids)
Biological process (GO): coenzyme A biosynthetic process
Cellular component (GO): nucleus; cytosol
Molecular function (GO): pantothenate kinase activity; ATP binding
Source: RefSeq, a predicted model, not a curated record